Messenger RNA from Alternaria alternata, 1632 nucleotides. RefSeq lists its product as hypothetical. Bases 195 to 1244 code for a protein of 349 amino acids. The transcript has 3 exons. Lineage: Eukaryota; Fungi; Ascomycota; Dothideomycetes; Pleosporales; Pleosporaceae. The record is from RefSeq and is a predicted model, not a curated record.
GACCGCGCUGUCUCUGUGACAGCUGUCGAUCCCCAACAUCUGUGAGCUAAAGAGAAAGUAUCCGCCAUGCGAGAAAGAUUGAGGGCACAACUCGUGGCCAAUACGUGCAGCGAAUCCUUCCCCAGAUUGAAGUUCAACCACUGAUCGUGUGCGGCGUCUUACCAAAUCGACUUACGGUCUCGGCAUUUUACGAAAUGCUAACCAGAGCCUUUCAGAAGUUAAUCAAAGAUCCUUCUGGAGAGAGUGUUUCCAUGGACGACAUCAUGGAGGCCCUUGUGGAGGAUAAAGAAUUACAGAUUGCAAAGACACAAGAUUCUCAAAACAAGAACUCCGAAUGUAUUCAGUGUCUCUACCAGAUCGCAAUAGCAGCGACAAGCUGCCUGACUUCGUUCUUCAGCUGGCAUCGUUCGCCCAUCUCAGGACACUAUGCGGUCAGAGGCGGCACUUCUCCAGACACUAUACACCAGCAUUUAGAGAAUUGUAGUCGGUCCAGUGGCUCAUUCAUCUCUCAUCUGGGGGUACUUCCGACUCCGUACAACAAAAUUCCAUGGCCAGAUGAUCUGAUCUUUCUCUCAAAUCUCAACUACCAUUCUUUGGUCCAUAUCGGUCGUCUUUGUGUCGAAUGGGUUUCAGAUAUCAGCCAGCACUUGCAGCUAGUACUGUCAUCCACGACCAAGACCCUCCGGCUUUAUAAGUACCCGUCUCUCUGUGUCCUGGCCUUGGCUGGUGGGGACUAUCAGACUUUCAGCAAUAGGAUCAUGCAGGACGGUAUGAAGCAUAACAAACACUCUAUUCACAGAGAGGUUUUGUUGUCUUUACGUUUCAUCCUAAGCCAAACACGCAAAUCCAGGAAACUUGCGCAGAAGCUAGCCUUCUCGACAAUGGAAAUAGUGGACCGCGACAACGCAUUUGACCUUCUUUUGGAAGGCAAGUUAGACGACUUGCUCUUCUCUCUACCGUCGUCUGCGCCCAAGCAACUUGCAUCCAAAUACACCGGAAAUCCAAGGAAGCAAGACACCUUGGCACCUUGGUCAGACUUGGUGUUAUUAGGACAAAGAAUGCUUGAACUUCAAAGGUACAAUGCAGCGCAGCGACCAACACAGACAAGAAAGAUGAUCAAGGAUAAAAGAGAUCCUGUCCGAUGGUAUACUCUUUGGGCAGUGCUACUGGUCGGAGGAUUGGGUGUUAUUAUUGGGAUUAUGCAAGUAGCACUUUCAUGCGCGCAGCUUGCCACCGCAAAAUAGAUGGAUUGCAUACCUGACAGAUGAUCGAAUGGAAAAUUUUCAGUUGUCCGUCUAGAAUUCCACGACUCAAAAGAGUGAAGCAUAAAGUAAUCGAGAGAGCUAUAUAUAGGGCUAUAUGAACACUACCUUGCUAGCCGUUGCCGCGGCACGACUUUCGUGUAACAAGAACUAUCCCAUCCAUCACGACUUUAGAGGCCCUGCAAGCAGGGCAAUUAAACGCUAUAACGUAUUGUCCCAAAGGUGAACAUGGAGCGAGAGCAAGAUGACACGGUGGUGCAAAAAGAAAGGGCCGAACCGGAGUCGAACCGGUGACUUCGGGAAGGCAGUUUUUGGUUGAACUGCAGUCCUACACUCUACCACUGAGUUACCGGCCCAUCUGAUGAUCGAU